This is a messenger RNA of Archocentrus centrarchus (flier cichlid), 1315 nucleotides long. Its product is annotated as methyltransferase-like protein 23. Gene Ontology annotation, cellular component: nucleus; cytoplasm. NCBI's taxonomy places the organism in Eukaryota, Metazoa, Chordata, Actinopteri, Cichliformes, Cichlidae. The record is from RefSeq and is a predicted model, not a curated record.
AGACCCGAAAAAGGCAAACGCUGAUUAGUUGGAAAGACGAGCGACCCUUCCCGCCCGUGAUUUUUAUUGGCUCUUUUAACGCCCUCCUUUGUGUUUUGAUCGGCGCGGAAGUAGUUAUCAAUGUGGCGGCUAUCUGUGGCAUGGUUAGCAUGGAUGUCAGUAAAAUCCGUUAAUAUGAGUUUUAUACAUAAAAAUAAAGAGCUGAACCGGUGGCAGCUGGAUGUAAUUAUAUAAGUUAAAAGUACGCAUGCUCACAGAAUGGCCCACAGUGGAAACGGAACGCCUAACACAGCUUACAAAAUUUUCACGUUUGAAGACAAGAAAAACGCGCAGGAGUCGCUCCGCGUCUCCAUCCCUGAGGUCCUCGACCCGCAGUACGGCAUGUAUGUGUGGCCGUGUGCGGUGGUUCUGGCUCAGUAUGUGUGGAUGCACAGAGAGGAGCUGAGAGGGAAGAAGGUGCUGGAGCUCAGCGCAGGUGUGAGUCUGCCAGGUGUAGUGGCGGCGCGGUGUGGAGCCGACGUGAUCCUCUCGGACGCCGCCGACAAACCGUCGUGUCUGGAGAACUGCAGGCGCAGCUGUGAAGCCAAUGCGCUCCGCGGCGUGGCGGUGGUGGGUCUCAGCUGGGGGGAGGUCUCCCCGGACCUCGUCUUGCUCCCCGAGCUGGACGUCAUCCUGGGCUCAGACGUUUUCUACGAUCCCGAAGAUUUCGAAGACGUCCUGGUGACGGUCGUUUUCCUGCUGAGAAAAAGCCCCAAAGCCGAGUUCUGGACGACGUACCAGGUUCGAAGUGCCGACUGGUCGAUCGAAGUGCUGCUGCACAGAUGGAGCCUGAGCUGCGCCGACAUUCAGCUCCAACACUUUGAUGCCGACCGAUCCGAGCUGGGCGGGUCGACGCCGGGCAACCACAGCAUCCAGAUGAUGAAAAUCAGUCUGAAGACGGAGGAUGUUGGACGGAGGACCAUCACCAUAAACUGCUCCACAACACUUUAAAGGUUCCUCAGAACAGCAGGAAGCGACGAACACGGCAGCAGUCGGAGGCUCUGAACUGAAGCUGGAUGUUUGAGCUGAUGAGUCACUGCAGGAAACUCCAACAAAGUGCAUUCUGGGUAAACUUUGCAUGUUGUAGCAAAGAGUUCCUCUGAGUCGGAAUCAUUUAACAUCAUCACCUGUAGCAGUGAAAAUGGAGAAACUUCACUGAUGUUCACAGGUUGAUGCUUAACAGUUUGAGUCACAUCAAAGGUCCUGAAGAGGUUUUUAAAACCCUUGAAGGUCCUGGAAAUAUCACUGAUUAUUAAAGAUGGUUGUAAAAUAUGAA